AUGGAACAUGGAACUCGAGAUGUUACAGCAGAACCUCGCUUUCCCGACCAUUCGCAGCCCGCGCCAGAGGCCGAAAGAGGACGUUAUCAUCAAAAGCUCACCAACGAUGCUCAGAUCCUUGACAGAAACACUUUCCAGUCCAAAGAUGUGAUUGAGGAGAUAUGGUCAGGCCUAGGCCUACCUCUAGCGUCCCUGGCAUCAGUCAAGCUCCCAGGUGACGAAGGACCAGCAUUACCCUCAUCCUUCAAGAUCGGAAUCCUCGCACAGGCCUCCAUUGGCUUGGCUACUCUCGUCGCAGCUCAAAUUCACGCUUUGCGAAACAAGAGCGACGUUCCUAUUGUGACGGUGCCGCUGGAGAAUUCUGUCGUGGAGUUCAAGUCCGAAAGACUGUAUACCAUAAAUGGCAAGCCUGCCACGUCACCCUGGGGCGAGUUUGGUGGACUGCACAAAACAUCUGACGGCUACGUUAGGAUUCAUGAUGCAUUUCCUCAUCAUGCGAAGGGUACUCUCGAUCUACUUGGUCUACCGACCGGCGCAACUAGACAACAGGUGUCGGAAAAGACUGCCGAGUGGGCGAGCAUCGAUCUGGAGACUUGUGCAACGCCCGAGGGCAAGGUAGCCAUCUACGCGUUGCGCUCCUAUCGCCAGUGGGAUAGUCUUCCGCAGUCCAAGCUCAUCAGUAAUUUCCCUAUCAUACUGAAGCAGGUCUCACAGUCCCCGCCAACUGGGCUACCACACAGAAUGAGAGGCGGAAACAGAAAAUGUCUUGAAGGUCUUCGCGUCGUCGAACUCAGCCGUGUGAUUGCUGCCCCCCUGUGCGGCAGAACACUCGCGGCUCAUGGCGCUGACGUUAUCUGGGUGACAUCCCCGAACCUGCCUGAUCACCCCUCUAUUGAUCGAGAUAUGGCACGAGGAAAACGAACAGUUCAGCUUGAUCUCCACAAUCCUGAGGAUAAGAAGCAUCUGUUUGAACUUAUUAAAGAGUGCGAUGUUUUUCUUCAAGGUUAUCGGCCCGGCAGUCUUGGUUCCUAUGGCCUAUCGCAGGAAGAGCUGAUCAAGGCCAAUCCCAAUAUUAUCAUUGCGAAUUUAUCUGCUUUUGGACCCAAGGGUACGUGGUCUGGUCGUCGCGGCUUCGAUUCAUUGGUCCAAACAUGUUCUGGCAUGAACAUCUCUGAAGCCGAGCAUGCAGGAAAGGGCGAGGCUGCACAGCCAAUGCCAUGCCAGGCCCUCGAUCAUUCCGCUGGUCACAUGCUAGCGGUGGGUAUACAGGCGGCUCUGUAUCAUCGAGCUAACCAAGGAGGUUCAUGGCGAAUCGAUGUAUCUCUGGCAGGUAUGAUGAGAUACUUGAGGAGCUUGGGCCAGUAUCCUGGUGCUACCGGCUUUCAGGCGAGGGACUUUGACAAGCAAGAGGAUGUUCCCGAAGUGUACAUGGAGACGAGGGAUACGGGGUUCGGCACUAUGAAAGCAGUCAAGUAUGGUGCUGCGAUUGAGGGGUUGCAGAUUGGGUGGGAUAUCAUGCCGAAACCAUUGGGAUCUGAUAAACCUGAAUGGAUUGAGUCUUAG
Fusarium sp. VM40 is the source of this 1563-nucleotide messenger RNA. Lineage: Eukaryota; Fungi; Ascomycota; Sordariomycetes; Hypocreales; Nectriaceae. The record is from the annotation of a GenBank genome assembly.